AUGCCUAUUCCUCUUGAACGAUCACAAAAUUUUACUCCUUUUUUCUACCUGAUCGGAGAUGAUCUCAAAACUGCACAGCUCGUUGAUCUCGACACCAGAUGGAAACUAGAGGAUGUGAAGCGUGCCGUGGGAGCAGUGUUUCAUGUUGUGCAAGCACUAGGACUUACUUUCCACAAUGGCAGCGAUGACCAGGAAAUUACCACGGUGGAGGAGUUGACCAAGACACCAUCCUCAAUCGAUUCCCCUAUCGGUCUCCGCGUCGACGGCAACGCAGUUCAAACCCCCCAGGGUCCCGAAGGCCUGCCGCUAGUGGGAAGCUACUACGAAAUCUUCCCCGAUCACCUUGGAAACCACUACCGCCUAUUCCGAAAGUACGGUCAUGUCAUCAAGACGACCAACAUGGGCAAGACGAUUUAUCUCACCGAUAGCCCCGAGGUGGCCGCAGUAGCACUCUCUGAGUCCGUGUACAUGACAAAAAAGAUCAACGAGAACCACCCACUCUGGGGUGUGAAGGACAACACAGCCAUCUUCAUCGGCGAUACAGAAACAGAGAACUGGCGACUGGCACAUAAGUUCUUGCCGCCAGCAAUGGGUCCCAAGGCCGUGCGUCAUUACACUCCCUUGAUGCAGGAGUGCGCUCGCCAGUCAUUCGCUGUGUUCGAUGAGCUCGAUUCUCGCGACCAGUCAUGGAAUGUCUAUCAGUAUAUGUUGAAGCUAGCGUCACAGACCAUCGGCAAAUUCUCCCUAGGAACCGACUUCGAACAUUUCAAUGAUGUUGAUUCACCUUUGCAUCCGAUUGUCACAAACAUCGCGAACCUUCUCUCGCUCAACAAGAAGAUCACUGCUAGAGGCGAAUGGUACCGGCAUCUUCCAUUCGGUGAUCCAGCACGCCUUAAGACAAUUCAGCGCACAAUCUAUACUCUCCUCCAAGAGCAGAUCGACCGAGUCAAGGGCUCCAAUAUCGCUGGAAUGUCCAUGGCCGACGCAGCUGUCAAGGCUUCUUGUGUUGUUGACUAUCUUCAGAACACAGUCGAUGAAAGUGGAAACAAGUUUCCCGAGGGCCUGGUACUGGCAAACAUGCUCAUCGUCACUGGAGCCGGAUUCACAACCACCUCCGCCCUGAUGUCCUGGCUCCUUUACUGUAUCGUUAACUACGAGGGUGCCCAAGAUCGCCUUUACGAGGAACUGUGCGAGAAAGGUAUUGCCAAUACUGGCAAACCCGUUGAAUGGACUCCUGAGCUCGCGCAUAGUCUCCCCUACCUCGAUCGCUUCGUGAAGGAAACACAGCGUCUACACAACGCCUCCUUCCAACCUGGUCGUACUACCAAAACUGAAGUCGUCUUACCAGGUGGCUAUCGUCUGCCUCCUGAUAGCGUUCUCGUUCCGGCUUUAUAUGCCAUCCAUACGAACCCGGAGAUUUGGCGCGAUCCUUUCCGCUUUGAUCCUGAUCGUUGGGCUGGAGAUGAGACCAAGAACAUGCAUCGUUGCGCUUAUGUCCCAUUUGCGACUGGACCGCGUGGCUGUAUUGGGUUCAACUUUGCGUUGUUGGAGGUCAAGAUUCUUUUGUCGGAACUUGUUUCGAGGUAUGAGUUCUUCCGGGAAGGGUUGGAGGCCGUUGAGUAUGAUCCAGAGUUUCAGUUGAUUAGGCCUCUAAACUUUUACGUUCGGGCUAAGAGAAGGACUCCGGCUACCGCAUAA
Molecule: messenger RNA, 1698 nt
Organism: Penicillium odoratum
Lineage: Eukaryota; Fungi; Ascomycota; Eurotiomycetes; Eurotiales; Aspergillaceae
Product: cytochrome P450
Exons: 2
Coding region: 1-1698 (565 amino acids)
Molecular function (GO): monooxygenase activity; iron ion binding; oxidoreductase activity, acting on paired donors, with incorporation or reduction of molecular oxygen
Source: RefSeq, a predicted model, not a curated record